Molecule: messenger RNA, 3157 nt
Organism: Columba livia (rock pigeon)
Lineage: Eukaryota; Metazoa; Chordata; Aves; Columbiformes; Columbidae
Gene: RGS4
Product: regulator of G protein signaling 4
Exons: 12
Coding region: 922-1551 (209 amino acids)
Source: RefSeq, a predicted model, not a curated record
CUUACCUUUAUUAGCUAGUACUGUAUCCACAGACAUGGACCAGGCCAUUGUUUCCUCAGCAUCUGACCUGUGGAAACAACAUCUGUCCUUGAAAAUAACAUGGUGACCUCUGGCCUGUGCACUCUAUGGUAGCUACUCUAGUAUUUGGCUGUCUCCUGGAGGAGCAGGUUUUUUAAAAUAAGAUAAAGAGACAUGUAAGCUCUAGAAUACCUGCAAGAAUACCUGGAGAGGUAGAGUUUGGAGAUGGUUCCCAGGCCAUGGUGCUCAGCAGCAUUCCCUGGUAAGCACUGAAAAAUUCAGAUGUUGUAUUCAGCUGUAUACAAGUGAAGCCCUGGUAGAGCAGUUCAGCUCAGCACAAAGUACUAGAACAUAGUGAGAAGUUCUCCUGUGUUAGAAAUCCCUCCACAUCUUCCUUCAAACUGUUUUUGCUACUUGCCAGCGACACAAAACAGCCUUUUGCGUGCCCAGGCAUCCCACAGCGCACUGCUCUGAGAUGGGGAGGAACUGAGAUGGGAGAGUAACAGCCUGGAGUAGCCAUGACCACUGAAGCAGUGUUCCCCAUGCUCCCUGCCUCCUCCCACGCCUGCCGCUGAGCCCAGGGACACAUACCACACUUGUGUAUGAGGUGAAGCGAGCCAGAGGUGACGUGACAAACUUAAAAAACUGUUGUGAAUUGCUGCUUCUCUGUCUGGCAGGGAGGAGGAGAUUUUGGUGUUGAGAACAGCACAGUCUGUGCCCUGGGAAAAGAAGCCUGACUAGGAAGGAGGAAAGCCCCUGAAGCUUUUUCCACCCUUUUGAAAGAAUCCACCUCUGCAGCCAGACACCAAGCUUCAUUUCUGACGGCGAAGGACCUGCACGCAGCCUCUGUGCCUCCUGCCUCGUUGCUUUUCCUGGAAUACAAAAUCCGACCUCCGGAGCAAGAUGUGCAAGGGACUCGCUGCACUGCCAGCCACUUGCUUAAAAAGUGCCAAAGACAUGAAGCAUCGUCUGGGAUUUUUGCUGCAGAAGUCAGACUCCUGCGACUACGGCUUUUCCCAGGGCAGGAAGGAGAAAACAUCUUCAAGUCAGAGGGUUAGCCAAGAGGAAGUCAGAAAGUGGGCAGACUCUUUGGAAAACUUGAUCCAUCAUGACAGAGGACUGGCUGCUUUUCGUGCUUUUCUCAAAUCUGAGUACAGUGAGGAAAACAUCGAUUUCUGGAUCAGUUGUGAGGACUACAAGAAAACCAAGUCACCAGCCAAGCUCAGCCCCAAGGCCAGAAAGAUCUAUGAUGAAUUCAUCUCUGUGCAGGCAACAAAAGAGGUGAACCUGGAUUCAUGCACUCGGGAGAAGACAAGCCACAAUAUGCUGGAGCCUACACUGUCCUGCUUUGAUGAGGCUCAAAGAAAAAUAUUCACCCUCAUGGAAAAGGAUUCUUACCGCCGUUUCCUCAAGUCCCCCUACUACCUGGACUUGGUCAGCCCACCUGGUGCUGGCUGCGGGCCCGAAAACUGCAAAAGAAGCCACGCUCACACUUUAGACUGCAACUCUAACAUCAUCUCUCAGUGUGCCUGAACCUGCAGCAAGUCAGGAGCAGGUUGGGUUCUCGCAAGAACAUCCGGCAGCAAAAGCAUUCAUUGGCAUGAAGCAACAGAGCUGUCUCCAGUAGCUGUCUAAUGUCCCAGUUGUACCCCAUGUCACGCAAUAGCCAGCAUUUGUAACCCAAGCCAGGCUCAGUUGGUGUAGCAAACCCUCCUCUGACUCGGUCGGUGUAGGAACCCUGGAGUCUGUGUCUGACAUGAAAGCUGGGUGCAGUCAUUGCAUGGUCACUGUGGUUCUGGUGAGCCCGGGAGGCCCAGGAUGGCACAAGCCACCGAGGGACAGACCCACAGUGUCGCAGUGUGACACCUAGCAAGGAGCAGGGGCAAGAGGAAGCCAAGGGAAGUGCUGGGGACUUUGAUCUCCCCUUUCUAAUCAGCAAAAGCUUAGAUGGAAAGGACUUGAGCUGGUCCUUAGCUGUUCAUAUAGCUCCCAAAGGUCUAGCCUUUCAGUAGUAUAUGCUCAGAACUUAGGCUGUGCUGCAUUACAGUAAUCAGACACAGGAAGAGCUCCUACUUCUUCUUGAAGGGAGACCAAAACUUUUCGGAUGAAUCUUGAUCACCACAGCCACAAUUGCAGGGAAACUCUCCUCUCUGGUCACUUCUCCCUCUGUAGCAUCUAGUUUAUGCUGGCCAAGGAUUUUUUCUGGGCCUGUAUGGAGCUAUUAUUUUGGAGGAGGUUCGUUAUUUCAUGUAUUCUUAACUUUGUCCUUCAUGCUCCAGGUUAAAUAUCAUAGCUGAGUGGAACAGAAACAUGUUCCUUUGCUCCCAGACUGAUAGGUGUAUAUUACUGACUCUGGGGAGUACAUUUGGAUUCAGGUUUGCCUGCCCUGGUUUGUACAGAGUGGUUUGUGAGGGAAUAGAGCCACAACCACCACAGCUGGGGAGGAAAGGCCCUGCUUGUGAGUACUUGAAAAUGUCUUUUUUUUUUGUUAUGUUAUUUAUGGGAGUUUGUAUUUCAGUAGUAGCAUGACUCACUUUUUUCUUGAAAAUGGUAGGAGGAAUGUGUCAGUUUCAUUAAUGCUCCUGGGCUUUGCUAGAAGGUAGCUUACAUUUUAAUCACUGCAGUCGGACAUGGCCCUCACUGUAGGCUUUGGGACUGACCUUGAUCUGCAGUUGGAGGCAUGAGGAAUAGCUGCAGGGCUUGCUGCCUUGGGCUGCAGAACCAGGCAUCACAUUCUCCCCCAGCCCUUGGUCUCUCCUUAGCUGAAUGUUGCUGCUCUGACAGCUGUACAUUCCUUGCUCUGUAUCUCAGUCCAGACAACAGUUCUCACAUCAAGGUUUUUCUAUGACAGGAGGAGGCUGUGGUGCUCCCGUAGGCACUUCCAGACCCAUAGAGAAACAUCUCUUUUAGCAUUUGCUUUAUUUUGUAUUUAUUUGAUUGUACUGACACAUACCACCCUGCAUGUUCAGCUAAGAGAUGGAGAGGCUUGCUAAAGCUCUGAACAUAGCCAAGCAUGUGGCUAUAUUUCAUUUUCCUCUGAUACUGGGAACUCUUGAUAACUAUUGCAAAAACUGUGUUGAUAUUUAAAUAAUGAUGAAUACAUUCUAAAUAAAAAUGUUUGCAUUAGUCCCUUCUAAAA